UUGAUCGUUGGGAGAGACUUUCUGGGCCUCUCAAUAAAGCUCGUAGCGUGGGUGAACAGACUACAUACAUGUAGUUUCAGUUCGUUGCUCUAACAGAAGAAUGUGAAGAAAGCAAUUUUAGUUUACUAUAUCGGAUUAUGAUCGUGAUGCCAAUCUCUGAACAUCUGUAUUGGCCAGCUGCCUACAUCUGUUGGUGAACAAGGAACUGCCACCUGUGCUAAGAACCAUUUUAUUUUUGAGCGAUGGGAGUUUGUGGCUUAUAUAACUCCAAACUAAGCCUCCUGAUUUGUAUCUUCUGCCUCAUCGUCUUCUGCGUCCUCACAUGGACCAAAAUGGAAGACCCGACCAGCUUCAAGCCAAGGCAAAUCAACGACCAGCACCGAGUAGACUUUGGGGUACGUGUGACCCCCUCGCAGUCCGGGACGCCACUCGAUGGUGGACCAACUCAGCAGCAGAAUGAUUUCCAGAAGAGAAGAGAGAGCCAAAAUGCAGGACAAAAGGAGCAAGGCAACGGCGAAAUAAGUGAACCAUACGGGUUUAUGGAGCAACAGGCUGUCGUUCAGUCAGAACGCCGAAGACAUCUCAGAGAGGUCUGCAGUAACCAUCCAGAGCUCUCCCAAGGCAGUAUCAACGCCAUUACCCUGAGAAACUUAUUUGUGCAACACAAGUCUAAGAUCAUCUUCUGCGCAGUCCCAAAGAACGGAUGCAGUAACUGGAAGCGGGUUGCCAUGGUUCUGGGUGGGGUUUACAACCAGACGGAAGACAUCCCUUUAAGAGAAGCCCACAUGGACACCGGCUUGAAAAGGCUCAUCCAGCUCAGCCCGGCCGAACGGAAUCGCACGUUGCAGACUUACACCAAGUUCAUGUACGCCCGCCAGCCGUUUCUUCGCCUCCUAUCUGCCUAUCUGGAUAAGUUCGAGGGGAAAGCGGCUUCCCGUCAGGGGCAGUACCUUCGGGACAUCGCUAAGGGUAUCAUGAGGCGGUACCGCAAGAACGCCACGACAAGAGACCUUCAAACGGGUGAGAACAUCACGUGGUAUGAGUGGAUGACCUAUCUGACCAACCAAACAGAGAGGGCGGACUUCGAUCCCCACUGGCUGGAGAUUCACAAGCUGUGCUCGCCGUGUCAGAUCAACUACGAUUACAUGGGGAAGCUCGAAACUGUUGAUGACGAUGCUAGAUACAUGCUGACGUCACUAGAGGUACAGGACAAAGUUAACUUCCCAACUGGCGAUGAGCACCAGACUAACAGCUCCCAAGCCUAUAGUACGUACUUCGGUCGGGUAACCAUGGCCUCGCUUCAAAGGCUUUGGGAAGUGUACAAGUUAGAUUUUGAGCUUUUUGGGUACGACAACCCGUCACCGUUUCUUUGAUCAUAUGAUGCAGAUUUGUUAAUGGUAUACACAAGUUAAUAUUUUUCUUUUUUCUGUUGAUGUAGUCCUUUAAUAUUCAUGUACCAUUCAUAUGUUGUAUGCAUAAACUCAUAAUGAUUGUUAUUUUAGGGGUUAUUUCUCAGUCUUACACAAAAGUUUUUCAGUCGCACAAAAAUUGUUUUUAUCAGACGUUCACGUUUUCAGAGCCACGCUACGAACGUCUGAUAAAAGCAACUUUUGUGCGACCUUGCCCCCCGGCCAAUCGGAGCGGCCUAUAGAUAUUGUGACGUCGUUUCGAGCAGAAAUUUGGCUUUAUCUGUCGAUUGGUCAAUUUGGUUGCCAUGUUUUUGUAAUACAACAACGGGUUACCGAAGAAGUGAUAGAAUUGUAUGGUCAGAAUCUCGAGGUCACGCAGUCUUGUUUUGCAUAAUUAAUCGGUUGCUUUGCAAGUGGCUAUUCCAAAGACUCAUCAUCAGUUUGUGCCUCAUCAUUGUGUAUGCACUCGGUAGAGGGCAUAGUGUUAUGGGGAAUAAGUGUUAUCGUCUUUUGUUUGACGAGGUACAUGUAGCUAUCUAAUACGAAUGAUGAAUCGUAAGGAAAACUGUAGUUUUACAAAAGAGGAUGAAGAAGAAUUAGAACGACCUAUUUAGUUCGUCCCUCUUUUUCAUUCUUAUCUUUGUAUAUUUUUUUGAGUCAUCUUCCAUCAGGUUGGUUUAUGAUAUGACUUUACUACGUAGGUUUCGUUUGUUUCUUAUUUGUGUGUCUGGCUAAAAUUACGUUGUACAUGUAUACUAGAAGAUGUUCAGGUUUUUCACCUACAAGCCUAGGCUUAAGUGCACAGCCUUGUACUCUUUAAUAUAUAUUUUUAUUCCCUAUAUUAACCUUAAUUUAAUUAAUAGUCUUCAAAGUACAUUUAUUAUUUCUUACUGGUGGUACUUAGGCCUACCUUAAUUAUUUUCUUCACUUAAAUAUCACUGUCUUGUACUGAUAUAAUCCCACCUUGUAUUGGUUUAUUGGAGAGUUCAGAAUACAUGUCUAGUAAAUUGAAAAAUUGAGUAGAUAACUGUGUACUAUUCCCGUAACAUGUACACACACUGAAUAAACAAGACUAUCUGUUACACAUAA
Patiria miniata (bat star) is the source of this 2498-nucleotide messenger RNA. Its product is annotated as carbohydrate sulfotransferase 11-like. The coding region runs from base 243 to 1373 and encodes 376 amino acids. Gene Ontology annotation, molecular function: sulfotransferase activity. The record is from RefSeq and is a predicted model, not a curated record. Gene Ontology annotation, cellular component: membrane. Lineage: Eukaryota; Metazoa; Echinodermata; Asteroidea; Valvatida; Asterinidae. The transcript has 4 exons. Gene Ontology annotation, biological process: carbohydrate biosynthetic process.